UGGCUAAGUGAGAUGCAAGUACCUUCUUCGAAGAUGUCUAUAAAGGUUCACUGGGAGAAUGUGCUACAUGUUGUCUUGACGAUCCUUGUCAUUGGCAGCCUCAUUAUCAUCUUCUCUAAGUUCUAUGACAACAACAAUGGUUCUACGCCAGCGAUUCGUACACCUGAAAUCCCAAAGCGAGUACUUGUCACUGGUGCUGCUGGAUUCAUAGGCUUCCACAUGGCCCGUGGAUUGAAAAAAGAAAACCCCAAUCAUUUUGUUUAUGGCAUUGAUAACUAUAAUGACUACUAUGAUGUAAAACUUAAAAUGGAUCGGGCCUAUGAGCUCUCCAAGAUGGGUGUUGAGGUUGCAUUUGAUUCAAUAUGUAACGAAGACUUCCUUGAAGAGCUUUUUGAGAAAAUGAACUUCACACACGUGAUUCAUUUGGCUGCCCAGGCAGGGGUACGUUACUCAUUGGAUCACCCUACAACAUACGUCCACUGGAAUGUACAGUGUCAAACUGCACUGUUUGAAGUUCUGAAGGAUUACACUCAUAUAAAGUUAUCAUACGCCUCCUCAUCAAGUGUCUAUGGCAAGAAAAGUACCAUUCCAUUCACUCUUGAUGCUAGGACUGAUCUGCCAGGGAAUAUGUAUGCAGCAUCUAAGAAAACAGAUGAACUCUUAGGCUACCAUUACUGCUCAAAGUGGAAUCUACGAGGGGUGGGCUUCAGAUUCUUCACAGUGUAUGGGAUGUGGGGACGCCCUGACAUGGCCAUGAUGGUCUUUGCUAAGUCUAUUCUGGACAGGGAAGAUCUGCCUCUCUUCCACUUAAGCGAUGACCGGCCACUAUCCCGAGACUUCACAUACGUUGAUGACAUCAUAGACGGGUUGCUUGCGUCACUUGACUACACUCCAGCAAGGUGUGGAGAGGUGUUUAAUUUGGGAAAUGGGAACCCAGUCAGCGUCCCUGAGCUUAUUAAGUACUUAGAGGAAGAACUACUCAUACCUGCUAAAGUGAAAAAACUUCCAAUGCCUCCUACGGAAAUAUUGAGGACGUGGUCUGAUAUUAGUGAGUCACGAAGACUGUUAGGUCUUGAUCCAAAGACAGGCCUCAAAGAAGGUAUAACCAAAUUUGUUGGCUGGUAUAAGGCGUAUAGACUUCAGAGAGAGCGCGAGGAAAAGACGGGAGAAGUCACACAGUCGGAGAUCUAUUUUGAAAAGUUGAAACAAGAAAAGGAGGAGAGAGAGAGAAGAUACAAUAAGGACAAAUACUUUAGAGAGAAUGCAAGAUUCGCUCACAGACAAUAUCUAGAGAAACAACUAAUUGUAGACAUGGCUAAGUCUAAAGGAGCAAAGGUCCCUACAAAGGAAGACAGGUCCUACAUCUAUCUACAAGGAGUGGACUCUCCAGAUGGGGAUUUUAUUUACUUGCCAAAAUUAAGAGGAAAUCUUAAAGGUUUGAAGACACACUGUGAUAGAAGUGACACAUGUUUAGCUUUCAAUAGCAGAGGUUAUCUGAAGAACAAGCUGUCACCAAAAACUAGCUGGAUGAAAGGCAUGUAUGAGACACCAGAUGAUGGACUCUUUAUUGCUGAUAUUGAUAUCUGCACCAAGAAUCUACACGAAUGCUCAAAACAUGCUACAUGUUCUCAACAGCGGCCAGGAGAGUACACAUGUAAAUGUAACGACAAAUACGUUGGGGAUGGGAAAACAUGUCUGCCCAGACAUGACGAGAUGACCAUGGCUGACAUCCAUGUUGACAAUAUGGCUGAAUUCUUUGGUCCAAUCAACUUUGGAAGAUUUAAACAAAAUGCAGAGUUUGUUUUCUUUGAGGGUGUCCAGAGUCCUGGUGGGGACUUCAUGGUUGCACCAGACCUGAGUGGCUCUAAUGAGAGUCUCAAGAAAGCAUGCUUGGAGAUGGAAAUUUGCUUAGCGUUUACUACAGAAGGAGUGUUCAAGAAGAGCGUCUCUCCCCCACAAAACUGGAAACAGGCCCCUCAAGGACACUCUCCAGGGACAGGCCUAUUUAUACUGGAUCUGGAUUACUGCACGCUGAACAACUUCAAUUGUCCCAACAACUCAUCUUGCCAACAGGUGGAGCCAGCAGUCUACAACUGCACGUGCAACAAAAACUUGGCGCUCGUCAAUGGUCAAUGUAUAAAAAUGACAGCAUCGAAGCUAAAUGAAAAAAUUGACCAAGGCAUUGAUAAUGUUGAGGCUUAUGAUAGGUUAAACAAGGCUCCAACAGACGAAGAAAUCAAAAUGAACCAGUAUGUUAACUUAGAACUGGGAGAUAAGAUGAACAAGGGAGUUGAUAAUAUUAAAGAUGUUGAAAUUGUUGAUGGUAAGAAGGAAUAUUUAGAUGAUGAUGAAAAGGAUGGAAAUGAUGAUAAAAACCCAGUUGAUAACACUGACAACAAUAUCAAUCAUGAUGAGGUUAAUGAUAUAAAAGAUAUGGAUGUUGAUGGUAACAAUGUAGAGAAAGACACUAACGAUAACAAAAAAACUAAGGACAAUAAUAUAGGUGAUGACAAUAAUCAUGCUGGGGAUAAUGACCAAGUUGAAAGCGUCAACAAAGUUGUUGAUUAUGAUAACCAAAAUGCUGCCUUGCAAUUCAAUAAAGAGGUAAAAGAUGAAGAUCAUGUAUUAACUCAUAAUAGUCAGAACAUGAAGCAUGCAGAAAAUAAUGUUAACUCUAUUAAGGGAGUGAAUGAAAUGAAUCCUGAAGUGAAAAGACAACCAGCCAUUGUGGCUCAAGAGGAGCAUGACAAUAGCAAAAUGGAGCAUAAGGAUUUAUCAGUGAAUCUGAAUCCAUUAUUAUCUGAUAGUCAUGUUCAAAACAACCAUAUUUCAAACAAACUUAUUCCAAACAAAGUCAUUCCAAACAACCUCAUACAAAAAAAUGCCAUUCCAGAAAUUAAUAAUCCACGUAUAUCUGAUGAAAAUAUUCAUCAUGUUGAAGGAGGUCUCAACAAAGUACAGAACAAUAUUGAGCUGAGCAAAGGUCAAAACAAUAAUUUGAACAAAGUGCCAGACAAUACAGAUCUGAAUAAUGUACAGAAAAAUAGAGAUCGGAAUAAUGUACAGAACAAUAGAGAUCUGAAUAAGGUGCCAGUAAAUAUAGAGUUGAAUAAAGUGCAGG
This is a messenger RNA of Owenia fusiformis, 3121 nucleotides long. NCBI's taxonomy places the organism in Eukaryota, Metazoa, Annelida, Polychaeta, Sabellida, Oweniidae. The record is from the annotation of a GenBank genome assembly.